Molecule: messenger RNA, 1225 nt
Organism: Carassius gibelio (silver crucian carp)
Lineage: Eukaryota; Metazoa; Chordata; Actinopteri; Cypriniformes; Cyprinidae
Exons: 2
Coding region: 329-1225 (298 amino acids)
Source: RefSeq, a predicted model, not a curated record
UAACCCUGGGGUAAGAUGACCACUUUUGAAGUAUUAUAUAUUUAAUGUAAUAUUUUAUAGCCUGGUGUGUGUAGUCAUGGUUUAAGAUGAAAGCAUUGGAAAUAAAAGGAAAUUUCAGACUUCAUACUGACAUUACAUAUUUUAUAUGUCAGGGAUUCCUGUCCUUUGUAGAAAACUCAUCUUCAGGACAGUUUAUGUCAUGGCCAAGUUUAUUACCACAGUAAUAUAGUUUAUGCGUAGCUUGUUAAAUUAUUGUUACACACUUAACAUACAGGUGUCUUUCAGAUUGCAAAAGAUAGUAGUCUUUUUCUGAUUUUCAUUUCAGAAAAUGUAUGCAUAUCCCUCUUUUCAACGCCAAUCGGCAACAUCAAGCCGACUCCUCAUGGCGCCUUCGGCGGAGGCGAAGCGCCUUGAAAAUUUGGAGUCUGGAAGGGCCAAACCUAAGGAGGAGGUGCUGUCAGAGGCCAGUACUUUUGACAGCACGAACGGUGGAGACCCCAGUGACCAGUUUUUAGUACUGGCUCACUGCAAACUUCAAUUUGGGAAGUACCAGGGCCAGAGAUUUAGAUGGCUCCUGGAAAACUCUCUGGGGUAUGCCGUGUAUUUGGUGCUCAGCAUUUCCACUGAGACAGCGCAGACAACACCCCUGUCACAAAAUAAACAACUGUUCCUACAGUACACUUCUCAAAUUAGAGAGAUGGCAGAAGAAGUGGAAAAGUAUCAGAGGAAGCAGGAAAUGCAGGCAGAAGCCCGGGCAACUGGAGACCAGGGCUGCUUGAUGGUGGAGUUUGGUGACUUCCAGGGCCGCUCCAUGAAAGAUGUUUAUGAGGACCAGAGCAAGGAGGCUCAAGCCCUCAUCAGGUACCUCAUUAAGGCAGAUGCCAGGCCCAAAACCAACAUGGCCAUUUUCAAGACAUAUGUCCUGAAAAGACGGGCUUCUGCUGUGGUCACCAGCGUACGUCAGCCUGCACCUCACGCUGCAACCUCCAGUGCUUCUGCAACCACUGCACCUCCACCUGCACCUAUCCAAACUGGUGUACAGAAGACCGCAACUGUGAAAGCGCUGUUGGCGCGUGGCAAAAAUUUGUCUCCUUCACAGCUGGCGAAAAAACUCACGUCACCAGUUAAACCCUAUCCAUUAUUGCAGUCCACUUUACCUCCUCCAGCAGCAGAACCCCCAGCCAAACAUUUGACCCCGAUACAGCUUUUCGCUACUGGUAAGUAA